UCUACACCACACAGCCACGUAGAGGAUCGCAGCUGGAGAGACACACAGGGCACGCUUUGUUUAAAUUUCGUCACAGACGACGAUAGGCAUACCGCCACGCUUAGCAGCAGGAGUUUUGCACCAGCAACAUUUAUUGGCCAACUUUUACUGUCGUCUCUCUGCAGCAAUCCUGACGUCCACCUUCCAGCUGUUGGGCUUGGAGAAUUCCAGUGGAGCGGAGCUUGGGAAAGCAAUGAACAACAGCGCUUUGGCUUUGAGGUCACCUGCGACUCUAGUUGUCGUGCACAGGCAGCCUCUGCUGUUCCCUAUACUCCUGGCUACACUUUUCGGCGCAGCCCGCAGAAGAAGGACAUACGUCUCCGAUGCGAUCUGCGUGUUUCAAGUUGGCAAUGCAAGUGGUUCCGUCACAUUUCACCAGGAUCCCUUCAGCUUUGUGAGGCUGCACGGCAACAUAACCAGGCUACCACAAGGGAAACAUGGCUUUCACGUGCACGAAUACGGCGAUUUGUCGGACGGUUGCGCAUCGACUGGCGCGCACUAUAAUCCUCUAGGUAUGACUCAUGGUGGUCCAAUGGACAGAAAACGGCACGUGGGUGACUUGGGAAACAUCGAAGCUGACAAGAGUGGUACUGCCGUAUUUAACAUGACGGACCGCUUUUUGACUUUAAACGGCGGACACUCCAUCAUCGGUCGUGCUCUUGUGGUGCACGCAGAUGUGGAUGAUCUCGGUCGCGGCUCCCACAAUGAUAGUCUGACUACCGGACAUUCUGGAAGCCGUAUAGCCUGCUGUGUCAUUGCGAUUCAACCUCCGAAACCGAAGAAGAAUUACAGAAAGAAUGAAAAAUCACCAAGUAAAGGUGGAAAAAAUGAAAAAUAAACGUUAAGAAACACAAAAACACGACAUUUGGGUUAAUUUUGGUUUUGUAAUUAUAAUUGCAAAUGACCGUUUGCCGACAAAAAUUUAGAGGCUAAGUUCCAAUAUAUAACAGAAAAUAAAUCUACUUUAUAUUUUAAAAAAUCCGGCAGAUCCCACGCACUGUGGGAAUCGAUGUA
Molecule: messenger RNA, 1053 nt
Organism: Rhipicephalus sanguineus (brown dog tick)
Lineage: Eukaryota; Metazoa; Arthropoda; Arachnida; Ixodida; Ixodidae
Product: superoxide dismutase [Cu-Zn]
Exons: 7
Coding region: 233-877 (214 amino acids)
Biological process (GO): removal of superoxide radicals
Molecular function (GO): superoxide dismutase activity; copper ion binding
Source: RefSeq, a predicted model, not a curated record